Molecule: messenger RNA, 2502 nt
Organism: Plasmodium coatneyi
Lineage: Eukaryota; Apicomplexa; Aconoidasida; Haemosporida; Plasmodiidae
Exons: 5
Coding region: 1-2502 (833 amino acids)
Source: RefSeq, a predicted model, not a curated record
AUGCAGGUCGUGUGUGACUUCGCGCACCUGAAGAUGCUGCACGGGACGGUGCCCAUCGGGAAGAUCAUCUACACAAAUCUGAAGGAACUGGCGAAAAACCAGGAAUACCGCUUCGAUGGAGAAAUAGAAAAUUUCUCCAAGUUGAGAGAAAAAAUAAUAACGAUGCAAAGCAAAGGUAUUAACGGAAAUUUGCUAAAAUUGUACAAGGAGUAUUUAUUUUACUUCGAGACAUUUCGGAAGAAAAAUUUAUUGAAGGAGAAGAAAAAAUUGCAAUGGACGAACGAUGCAUUUGAUGAGUAUAAAAGAAUGGAGUACGAAUUUGAGAAGGAACACAUUUUGAUCAUAUUUAACAUAGGCCUUGUAGCAGCGGCUAUGUUAAAAAUGAAAAAAAAUUCCGAUGACGUAAAAAUGUUGAAUAGAAUGUCCAAGGACGUGGUGGAGAUAUUUAAUUAUUUAUUUGUAAACAUGAAUGAGGAUAAAAUUUCAGAGUUACCAGACAUAAACUGCCUAACUUGUUACCUAUUUUUGUGUAUAUCUAUGGCGUAUCAUGAGAAUAUGUUUUACAACACAGCUCUGGCGAAGAAGUACAAGCGGAACUUACUGGCAAAGCUUUCUUUCAAUAUACACUGUCAUUUUAAGAAUGCAUUGCACUGUUUAGAGGGGAAGGAAUUGCAUUUAUUUUUUAGAAACCCCUCGAAAUUUUCCUCCACUGCGGAGAUAAGAUCAAGUUUGCAGCAUAUAAGAAGUAGUAACAGUCCAUUUUACAAUUUUGUCAAAGUGAACAAAAUUAUUUUUAUUUGUAUUAGCAAUUUCCACACGGCUCUAAAAUACGCCACUGUUCAUUCGGAGACGUUAGAGGAUAAUCUAAAAAUUGAAAAAUACGAUGUAGACAAAAUUGGGGAAAUUAUAUGUAGACUCAAGUACAGUCAGGAGAACGUUGAAAGAUGUGUAGACCUUUGCAGGAAGUACAACUUUAACAUUAACCUCACCUCAUUGAAGGAGAAAAUUCAAACAGCGAUAGAAUACUUCGAAUACGAAAAUAAGAAUAUAUAUUUUGAAGUUAUUCCUAGUUAUGAGAAUCUGAGCGAAAUAAAAGGCACUUCCGAAGUGAUCAAACUGAAGGAGAUAGACGUGUCUUCCAUUUACAUCAAGACGGAUAACAUUUCUUGCAGCUUGAAAUUACUCUUUAAUGAGAAAGCAGAGCUAGUUUACAAUCUAUACAAUAAAGAAGCUAUCCCUUUAUAUGGUACGUUUUACAAGCAAUUUUUAAGCCUACAGGAUCAGUACAAGUUGAUCAAUUUGAGUUACCGAAAAAAUGUGCUCCUCACCCUGCACAACGUUAUCAUCAGCACGUAUAGUAAAAUUACCAACCUGCACAGGCCUACUAAUUUUGAGAGCAAUUUAACUUUUUUGCAAAACAUGGAACAGAAUUUGAAGGAAAUUUUAACUCAAGUAGAGAACAGCUUAACUGCGGAACAUACUAACCAUGUAGAAUUUCAGAGGAAAUUUCUAAACGUAGGAAUUAAUCAGGAAUCUGUUAAUUCAUAUAAUUCCUUUUUGUACCAUUUAAAUAUUUUUAAAAAAUCAUUGGAAGAAAUUCACACCAGUGUAGAAUCCUUUCGAAAGUUUCUUCAGGACAAUCAGGUCCACUUUCACAUUUGCCAAAUGGAUCCUUCCACCUUUGCCAAGUACAUCGUCGAUGAGUUGAAUACAUGCACUAAUGUGAAAAUUGAUUCUCUAGACCGUGAGUAUAUGCACUAUAAGAAUUUGCUCUCUGAGGAUAGGGAUAAUGAGACGAACUCAGUCAGCAGCAUUGGUGAUUUGUCUGAGGUAUCCAGUACGACUGCACCAUCUUUGAAUUACUUCGAUUUCCAUGUCUUCCUCAAGAAUCACAAUUUGACUUAUGGUGCACAGAAUAGCAACGGCGUUAGUGAGAAGAAUCUCUUUCAUUAUGACGCCGUGAAUAACUACAUCAAUGUUCACUCGGAGGAGAAAAUGUUUUUUGUCAUACUUGCCAUUUACUUUUCGCUGAGCAUACAACUGACCGCUUUUGGCGCCGACCUGGAGGAGCUCAAGAGCAGCAUGCACGAUGUCUUCCUCAACUCGAUCUCGGAGGAACGGGACGAAGACAAGCUAAACGACCUGCUGCAGAAGCAGAAAGCUGCCCUCAGUGCGAAGAAAGCCAAACUGGAGGAGAGCGUUACAUCCUUCGAGAAAAACCUUAACCAGUUCUAUGACUAUUAUCACGAGUACAACAAGUUGGACUACUUUAAGACGAUCGAGGACCUGAACACCUUCACCAACGACCUCAUGGGCACCGUCGAAAGGCUGAACGAAAUGAACAAGAAGCAUUCCUACACGUUGAAGAACUCGCUUGUGUUUAAGGACGACAUAAACAGAUAUAUAUACAUGCGCGAAAGCGAGCGCUCCACUAUUAGAGUGCAGCAAAUUCCAAAUGGCUACUCCCGAAACAUCCACAACAGCCACCAGCACUUUUACUAA